AUGACUGCCACCAUCCGUUUAAUCACUGAAGCAGAUAAACCCCAAUGGGUGGAGCUUUGGCACAAGUACCUUAAAUUUUAUGCGUCGACUGGUAUUCCAUCCGAUUUACCUGAUACUGUCACUGACACGACUUUUGCACGUUUUCUUGAUGACAAGGAGCCCAUGGCUUGUUUUGUGGCCGAAGACGACGAAACCCACAAGCUUAUUGGGUUUGCCAAUUUCCUGUGGCACCGAAACACAUGGGCUGUUGAAGACCGCAUCUACUUGAACGAUUUGUUUGUCGAUGAAUCGGUCCGCUGUGGCGGUGUUGGUCGCAAGCUAAUUGAAGCUAUUUACAAGUACGGCGAUGAACAUGGUAUGCCUAGCGUAUACUGGAUGACCCAGGUCUUCAACCACCGUGCACAGCUACUCUACACGAAGGCUGGUGUUCGUGACGGGUUCGUAACAUACUCGAGACCUUGA
Messenger RNA from Magnusiomyces paraingens, 462 nucleotides. RefSeq lists its product as uncharacterized. NCBI's taxonomy places the organism in Eukaryota, Fungi, Ascomycota, Dipodascomycetes, Dipodascales, Dipodascaceae. The record is from RefSeq and is a predicted model, not a curated record. Gene Ontology annotation, biological process: protein acetylation. The transcript has a single exon. Gene Ontology annotation, cellular component: cytoplasm. Gene Ontology annotation, molecular function: N-acetyltransferase activity. Bases 1 to 462 code for a protein of 153 amino acids.